UGUACCUGUAGCAGUGGUAGGGGCAAGACGCUUCCUCGGACUCCGCGCACACCUCCCACGUGAGGACUUGCUCUGUGUCAGCCCUCAUUCGUAGUUUUCUCUCGAAGUUAGGCUUGUAUGUGGAGCCAAUCACUGGACUGCAUCUCCUUUCAGACGUGAAAAGCUAAAGGAGAGUUUUUCUUGUACAUAGUGUGGGAAAAAGUUGCGAGAACUUGCGGUGAAAGAAGAUAAGGUUGCGUUGUAAUCUAAGGCUGCUUUUUUUUUUUGCACUAAGGCGAUCUAUCCCGCUUGAUCCAGUGAGGAAGUUGAUUGCCUUAUUGAUCCCUCUAACAGAAAAAAUGAAAGAAGGAAAAUGCUCUUACACAGUGGAGAAAAGAAUGUUACUUGUAGUAUCUUGUAUUGUCUUGAUUUGAGUGAUUAGCUCUCACGGUUCUCUUCUGCUCGUGUGCAUUUCCAUCAGCCAGCUGCCUCGUUCCUUUACUCUGGCUUGGGAGAGGAGAAAAGGAGAGAGCGAGUGUAAGCCUCAGGAAACGGGAGAUAAAAAUUGAAAACUCGAGACCGUAGUUUUGAGAGUGAACGAGAGAAACUUGUGAGCUGUGUGACCAUUUGCCGAUAGAAACGAGAGAACUACAUCAAUCCAAACUUACCUAAGCCACAUAUAUGCGCCUGCAGACCCCCACCGCUUACUUCUGUUUCCUCGUGAGCUCCUGUCAAUUGUCUCGCUGCAGCCCUGAGCUAUCUGCAGGCGUGAGGAUGUCAUCCCAGGAAACCGUAAAGACAGCAUAAUCAAGGCGUUUCAUUUCCUCCAUCAUACUCCUCCCUCUUCUUCCUCUUUCUCCUUCCUUAACUCUCUCACCAUGGGCCCAAGAUACCACGUCCAGGUCCUCGUCUUCUCCACACUCCUCGUCCUCGCAGCGCCCUCGACCAUAGACUCUUCCGAGACGGUGUGGGUGGUGGUGGCGGCGGGCUGAGCUGCCUUGGCCGCCCGAACCCCAAGAGGUCAGACGACGCCCCAAUGCUGGCUGGCUGUGGUACCGAACCAACAACAGAACACCGAUCUACACGUAUGACACGAGACAAGGGGACUUCAUGAGCGGCCAAAGAUGGAAGGACGAGAAAGUGCUGGGCGACAGGUCUUACUUCAUCGCCUCCUCGGACCCUCCCAGGCUGGUGCUGGAGCCCGUUCACGCCAGCGACCAGGGCGUGUACACCUGCAGGGUGGACUACAGCCUCUCGUCUUCCACCUAUGUCAUCGUUAACCUUACCGUCAUCAUUCCCCCGGGGCCGCCGCAGGUGUUGUGGCAAGGACGGUCUGUGGUCGGUGCUGUGGGUCCGCUCGGGGAUGGGGAGAGAACCCACCUUACUUGCCGCAGCUCAGGGGGACGCCCUUCCCCAGUGCUCACCUGGCUGGAAGGGAGCCGGAGCCUUCCUCUCGUCAGCGUCAACUCCACCCUCGAUCCCGUCAGCGGAACUUUCACGGCGGAGGCGACCAUUUCCAUACUAGCUACGCGGGAGCUUCUGGACGCCUCCUACACCUGCCACGCCUACACGCCCAGACACGCCCGCCUCGAGGGGCCACCAAUCCUCCAGGGCCGUACCACCUCCGUCUCCUUCAACAUCACUUUGCCGCCGCAAAAUGUGAAAAUCUUGGGCUCCCAGUCUGCCGUGACAGAAGGCACGCUGCUCAGGCUGGUGUGUCGCACUUACGGCUCACACCCCCCGGCACGCCUGCAGUGGUUGCGCGGCGACACUCUGCUCCCGGAUGUCACUUACGCUAUUGAAGAUGGAGGAAACAUAACAACAGCGACGAUGAGAGUGUUAGUGAACAGACAACAUGACGGUGCUACCCUCACGUGCACGGCCGCCAACCCUGUGCUCUCCGUCGCACCGAUCACAGACACUACCACACUCACCGUUUACUAUGCUCCUGUGGUGGGCCUGUCGCUGGGUCGAUCCAUGAAGGCAGACCGCAUCAAGGAAGGAGACGACGCCUACUUCGAGUGUAGCAUUGAGGCAAACCCGUCCUUCCACCGCGUUGACUGGCGGCAUAAACGUGAGUCUCCUUCAGCAGUAACUCAUCCUUGUUGUUCUCAUGCUUCCCACAAAUUACUAUAG
This is a messenger RNA of Scylla paramamosain (green mud crab), 2115 nucleotides long. Its product is annotated as cell adhesion molecule 2-like. Bases 1090 to 2115 code for a protein of 341 amino acids. NCBI's taxonomy places the organism in Eukaryota, Metazoa, Arthropoda, Malacostraca, Decapoda, Portunidae. The transcript has 9 exons. The record is from RefSeq and is a predicted model, not a curated record.